AUGAUUUUUAUGAAAAAUAAGCUGGAAAACAAUUUUUUAAGUAUAGAAAAAAAGCUUGGGGAGCAUGAAAUAGCUAUCACUCUAAAUAAUUUUCAGAUGAGAAACUCUCAAAACCCUUUUUCUAAUAAAAUAAUACAUGAGAAUAAAGGGGAGUUUGAUUAUUUAUUGCAAGGAAUAGAAGAUAAAAUUGAAACCCAGCAAUUAUCGAUUAAUUCCCAACUUCAAAAUAUUAGAGAAGAAAUAAGCAGCGUCUUUGCAAGUCUUGACGAGUGAAAGCGAGCUCAAACCUUAUUCAAGCAAAGCGUUGAAUUUAGACUAUUAAUUUGCCAAGAAUUAUGAGAUAAAAGAGCCACGAUUUUAAAUGGACCAAAUGAUCAGCAAAGGAGCAAGAUUUCAGAAGCACGUGAUCACUAUAUGAAAAUAACUGAAGAGACCAACGCAAUUUUAAUCCAUUGCUUAAUCAAGCUUACAAAGACUAUAUUGACGCUUAUAAUCAAUCUACCUCUCUUUAUCUCACUGAAAACAUUAAUAAAAAAACUAAUUUGUUUAUUUAUGACACUGAAAGAGAAGCACAAAAUGUGGAAAUUUUGGAGACUCCAGAGCCAUUAG
This is a messenger RNA of Blepharisma stoltei, 609 nucleotides long. The record is from the annotation of a GenBank genome assembly. Lineage: Eukaryota; Ciliophora; Heterotrichea; Heterotrichida; Blepharismidae.